Molecule: messenger RNA, 558 nt
Organism: Paramecium sonneborni
Lineage: Eukaryota; Ciliophora; Oligohymenophorea; Peniculida; Parameciidae
Source: the annotation of a GenBank genome assembly
AUAAGAAAUGUUAAAUCAAGGGAGAGCACUUUGGUAUGCACUUAAAGUAGAGGAUUAUGAUUUGGUUGAGUUUCUAAUCAAUUAAAAGACUGAUAUUAAAUAAACAUAUGAAUUCGAACCUAAACGAUACUUAUCCACUGCUAGUGUAAAAUAAAAUAAUCACAAUUAUAGUUAUUAACUCUACGUGUUUGUUAGGCUCGAUCAAAGGGAUUGAAUAAUCAUCAUUAUAAAAGAAUGUAUUAAUUACUUGAUUAUUUUCUGUAAUAUGCAGAAGAAUGUGAUAUUCGAUGUCAUUGUUCAAAGAACUAUGAACAUAGAUGUCCACUCUAUAUAGCAUUGAAGACUUUAGGAGUUAAAAAGGAAGAAGAUUUGUUUAAUAAAAAAAAUGACAUCUUGAAAGCCUUACUCAUUAAAGGAGCUAAUAUAAAAAUCUUCUAAGAAUAGACUUCGAAGAUUGAUGUAGAAGGAUACAGACAAUAUCUAAUCUAAAGAGUUUAAUUCUAAAAAACAAAUGGAUUUAAGUAAACAUAAGAUGGAUAUGCUACUUUUAGUCAAUGA